Molecule: messenger RNA, 1065 nt
Organism: Heterobasidion irregulare TC 32-1
Lineage: Eukaryota; Fungi; Basidiomycota; Agaricomycetes; Russulales; Bondarzewiaceae
Exons: 5
Coding region: 1-1065 (354 amino acids)
Source: RefSeq, a predicted model, not a curated record
AUGGCCGAUACCGAACUUCCAGAGUACUCUCCUCGACCCAUACAACCCAGGCUUACUGAUACCAACCCAUUCAAGUGUCAGCACAAGUUACACCUAGAGAACAAUAAGGGGCGAGUAUGGAUCACUCUGCUUAUCAACAGCCGCUCGCAGAAUCCCAGCAACAUGCCAUUGUUUUUUGACCAGGAUGUAAUCUCGGGUGAAGUGCAUUUAGACCUAGAUCGACCGGAGAACAUCAAGGGCCUUACAAUCACACUGAGCGCCGGAACGACAGCAGUGGGUCAAGAGGAGGAGCUAUUUCUCAACGAGACGUCCCCAUUAUGGUCCCCCCAUUCGUCAUCGAAGAUAUCAGGAACACAUACAUGGCCAUUCUCUAUCACGAUACCCGCGGAGACGUCCCUUUCAUUGUCCAACAAGACUGCCUCCACGCGGUACCCUCUUCCACCGAGUUUCUCAGAGCGCGCAAGCCCAGCCUAUAUUGACUAUAAGCUGACCGUCACUAUCCGUCGUGGAGCCUUUCGGGUGAAUCAAACACUAUCAACAAGUUUUGUACACCUCCCACGGUCUGUCGCAGAGCCCCCUUCAGCGCUCCGCGCCCUUGCAUACCGCGAGGGUACACCACUCCUCGCUCCCGAAGUUGACCCAGAUGGAUGGAAGGUAUUACCUGCCAAGAAUAUCACAGGGACGCUUUUUGCGGCGCGUUCACCCGAGGUACGAUGCACGCUGGCGAUUGCUACACCUGUCACAUAUGCAUCAGACUCUCCGGUCCCUCUCAUCCUCACGUUUCAAAGCACUGAUGCACAAGCUCUCGAUCUGCUUGCUUCAAAACCUUCCGUCGAACUGAUUCGCAUUGUUGCGAUUGGUUCUGGAGCUUCUGACGAGGCUGUUCCUCGUAGAAGCAAUAAUACAUUCUACAGCACCAUCGCUCGUGCGGCUUUCUUUCCCUCUGAGGACAUUGGGAAAACAGGCAAAAUAACACUCCAAGGCGAGUUGCACGUUCCGAAAGGCAUCAAGUCUAGCUUCACGUUCCCUCGUUUGUCACUCAAAGUGCGUAUCUCUUUUGAGUGA